AUGCCGGAAGAGAUAAUCCUAUACUACUUCGACGCAAGAGGGAAGGCUGAGCUCAUUAGGCUUAUUUUUGCUUAUCUAGGAAUCAAAUAUACAGACAAAAGAUUUGGAGAAAAUGGAGAUGCAUUUAUCGAAUUCAAAAAUUUUAAAAAAGAAAAAGAAAUUCCGUUCAACCAAGUGCCAAUCCUAGAAAUAGACAAUGUAAUAUUUGCACAAAGUCAAGCUAUAGUUCGAUAUUUGUCAAAAAAGUAUAAAAUAAGUGGAAAUAGUGAACUGAACGAAUUUUAUGCGGAUAUGAUAUUUUGUGGGGUACAAGAUAUUCAUUAUAAAUUUAAUAACACAAAUUUAUUUAAACAAAAUGAGACAACUUUUCUUAAUGAAGAAUUACCAAAGUGGUCAGGAUAUUUUGAAAACCUUUUAAAAAAAAAUAAUUCCAAUUAUUUCGUUGGUGAUCAUUUAACAUAUGCAGAUUUGGCUGUUUUUAAUUUAUAUGAUGAUAUAGAAAUUAAAUAUCCAAAUAGUUUAAAAAAUUUUCCACUGUUGAAAGCACACAACGCGUUUAUUAGCAAUUUACCGAAUAUUAAGAAUUAUAUUACAAACAGGAAGGAAAGUGUGUACUGA
Molecule: messenger RNA, 618 nt
Organism: Plasmodium gonderi
Lineage: Eukaryota; Apicomplexa; Aconoidasida; Haemosporida; Plasmodiidae
Product: glutathione S-transferase
Exons: 2
Coding region: 1-618 (205 amino acids)
Biological process (GO): glutathione metabolic process
Molecular function (GO): glutathione transferase activity
Source: RefSeq, a predicted model, not a curated record